Messenger RNA from Pelecanus crispus (Dalmatian pelican), 1505 nucleotides. Lineage: Eukaryota; Metazoa; Chordata; Aves; Pelecaniformes; Pelecanidae. The record is from RefSeq and is a predicted model, not a curated record.
UCAACUGUGUUUCUGGUACGUACCCAUGGUGGGAUACGGUGUGCACUGAAACGAAUGUAUGUUAAUAAUGUGCCGGACCUCAACAUAUGCAAGAGAGAAAUAACAAUUAUGAAAGAGUUAUCUGGGCACAAGAAUAUCGUGAGCUAUUUGGACUGCGCUGUUAACUCUAUAAGUGACAAUGUCUGGGAGGUGCUCAUUCUCAUGGAGUACUGUCGAGCUGGGCAAGUUGUGAAUCAGAUGAAUCGGCGUCUGCAGACAGGCUUUACUGAGUCAGAAGUAAUGAGAAUAUUUUGUGAUACCUGUGAAGCUGUUGCCCGGUUGCAUCAGUGCAAAACACCUAUAGUUCACCGGGAUCUAAAGGUGGAGAAUAUAUUGUUAAACGAUAGCGGGAACUAUGUUCUCUGUGAUUUCGGCAGUGCCACUAACAAAUACCUUAAUCCUCAAAAAGAUGGUGUUAACGUGGUUGAAGAAGAAAUUAAAAAGUAUACAACGCUAUCGUACCGAGCUCCCGAAAUGAUCAAUCUUUAUGGAGGAAAACCAAUUACUACCAAGGCAGAUAUCUGGGCACUUGGCUGCUUGCUGUAUAAACUUUGUUUCUUUUCACUUCCCUUUGGAGAAAGUCAAGUUGCUAUUUGCGAUGGAAGCUUUACCAUUCCGGACAAUUCCCGAUACUCUCAUAGUAUACACUGUUUGAUAAGAUAUAUGCUUGAACCUGAUCAAGAACGAAGACCUGAUAUCUUUCAAGUAUCUUACUUUGCCUUUAAACUUGCCAAAAAAGAUUGUCCAGUGUCUAAUAUUAAUAAUUCUCCUGUCCCUUCAACUCUUCCUGAACCCAUGACAGCUAGUGAGGCAGCUGCUAGAAAAAGCCAAAUAAAAGCAAGAAUAACAGAUACUGUUGGACCAACAGAAACCUCAAUUGCACCACGACAAAGACCAAAGGCCAAUUCAAGCACUGCCACUUCUAGCGUGCUGACGAUCCAGAGCUCAGCAACUCCAGUCAAAGUGCAAGUUCCUGGUGAAUUAGGUAAUCGUGGGCAAAAAGGAACCAUGCGCCCAGGGAACGGGCAAGAAGUCUUACAGUCCCAAGGGACCAACCAGCACCCCCCGCAGCAGAACAGAGUUCUCCAGCAGCUGCAGCAGGGCGACUGGAGACUACAGCAGCUACACCAUUUACGUCACCAGCAGCAGCAACCUACUGUUCAGGAUGCUUAUUUUCAGCAUUAUCAACAAGCAAUGCACCAGCAGAUGGUCCAACAGCAGCUGUUGAUGCAGUCUGUGUACCAGCAGCAACCUUCCCAAUCUCAGUAUCCUGCUAUGGUGCAGCAAUAUCAGCAGGCUCUCCUACAGCAGCAGAUGCUUGCUCAGCAGCAACAGCGGUCGCAACAGGCGCAGUCUCCUGAAUAUAUCACUUCUCCACAAGACUUCUCACCAGCCUUAAUAUCCUACCCUGGGUCACUUCCAGUGCAUGCUGGUACAGUGGCAGAUUCUCCCUACCCUGCAAGCAG